GCACCACCUUGCCUGUAUCCGAAGACACACCCAACAAGAGGCGCCGCUUUUUGCUCUCGUCAGCUUGCGAACCUACGAAGGAAUCAAGCGGGGGCAGUUAAUUGGAGGGAGCCUGCUCAGUCGGCAUUAGUUUCGGAAGGUUCAGCAACAUAAAAACAGCUCGCGCAAGCUCAGCGAUACCGCAACAGCCAUGAGUAACGCACAGAACCGCGGGGGCGCGCGAAAGAUCUCGUUCAAUGUUAGCGAGCAGUAUGACAUUCAAGAUGUCGUCGGCGAGGGCGCCUAUGGAGUCGUGUGCUCCGCUGUCCACAAGCCUUCCGGGCAGAAGGUCGCCAUCAAGAAGAUCACACCCUUCGAUCACUCCAUGUUCUGCCUGCGGACGCUGCGCGAAAUGAAGCUGCUGCGCUACUUCAACCACGAGAACAUCAUCUCGAUCCUCGACAUCCAGAAGCCCCGGAGCUACGAAACCUUCAACGAGGUUUACCUAAUCCAGGAACUCAUGGAAACCGACAUGCAUCGCGUCAUCCGUACCCAAGAACUGUCAGAUGACCACUGCCAAUACUUCAUCUACCAGACGUUGCGCGCCCUCAAGGCGAUGCACUCGGCGAACGUGCUCCACCGAGACUUGAAGCCAUCCAACUUGCUUCUCAAUGCCAACUGCGACCUGAAGGUUUGCGACUUCGGUCUAGCGCGGUCCGCCGCGUCACAGGAAGACAACUCGGGUUUCAUGACGGAAUACGUGGCCACCCGUUGGUACCGUGCUCCUGAGAUCAUGUUGACAUUCAAGGAGUACACCAAGGCGAUCGACGUCUGGUCAGUGGGUUGCAUUCUGGCCGAAAUGCUCAGCGGGAAGCCUCUAUUCCCUGGCAAGGACUAUCACCACCAGCUCACGUUGAUUCUGGACGUUCUGGGAACCCCGACGAUGGAGGAUUACUACGGGAUCAAGUCCCGCCGUGCGCGCGAGUACAUCCGGUCGCUGCCUUUCAAGAAGAAGGUGCCUUUCCGGACGCUGUUCGAGGGCACGACGGACCUGGCGCUUGAUCUGCUAGAAAAGCUGCUCGCGUUCAACCCCGUCAAACGCAUCACGGUAGAGGAGGCGCUUAAGCACCCCUACCUUGAGCCCUACCACGACCCGGAUGAUGAGCCGACCGCGCCGCCCAUCCCCGAGGAGUUCUUUGACUUUGACAAGCAUAAGGAUAACCUCAGCAAGGAGCAGCUAAAGCAAUUGAUUUUCCAGGAGAUCAUGAGGUAGUGGGUUGAUGUGGCAUGGGGCUAGGUCCUCGCUUGCUCCUUUUCUGAUUUGGGGUUGGCAACGUGUAGGAGAUAAAGAUGUGGGCGGGCAAACGGGUGCACAUUGGCUGCCAUGUUGAGUAUUUGGGGCCUGGUCGAAUGGCCUGACCCGACAGGUAGCGGUGACACUUCUCUUGCGUGGAUUUAUUCCUCAUAUUUCGGGG
Molecule: messenger RNA, 1454 nt
Organism: Chaetomium fimeti
Lineage: Eukaryota; Fungi; Ascomycota; Sordariomycetes; Sordariales; Chaetomiaceae
Product: mitogen-activated protein kinase
Exons: 4
Coding region: 191-1252 (353 amino acids)
Biological process (GO): intracellular signal transduction; protein phosphorylation
Cellular component (GO): nucleus; cytoplasm
Molecular function (GO): ATP binding; MAP kinase activity
Source: RefSeq, a predicted model, not a curated record